CAUUCCCUCCGCCCCCACACGCUCGCUUCACUCACCUUCAGCGCCGUCUGUCUUGCUCUGCCUCUCCGCGCCCGCAGCAGAGCAGAGCAGAGCAUGGCGCUCCCACGCCGCGCCCUCCUCGUCGCCGGACUCCUCGCCGCGGCGCUGCCGCUGCUCCUCGUUUGCCCGGCAGAGGCGGGGACUGUGGGCGUGAACUACGGCCGGGUGGCGAACAACCUGCCGAACCCGUCGGCGGUGGUGCAGCUGCUCAAGCAGCAGGGCAUCACGCAGGUGAAGCUCUACGACACCGACCCCACCGUGCUGCGCGCGCUGGCCAACACCGGCGUCAAGGUGGUGGUCGCGCUGCCCAACGAGCAGGUCGCCGCCGCGGCGUCCCGCGCCUCCUACGCGCUCCUCUGGGUGCGCCGGAACGUGGCGGCUUACUACCCGGCCACGCAGAUCCAGGGCAUCGCCGUCGGCAACGAGGUCUUCGCCACCGCCAAGAACGUCACGGCGCAGCUCGUCCCGGCCAUGGUCAACGUGCACGCCGCGCUGGCCAGGCUCGGCCUCGACAAGGCCGUCAAGGUGUCGUCCCCCGUCGCGCUCACUGCGCUCGCGAACUCGUACCCGUCCUCCGCGGGCGUGUUCCGGGAGGACCUCGCGCAGCCCGUGAUGAAGCCCAUGCUCGACUUCCUCGCGCAGACCGGCUCCUACCUCAUGGUCAAUGCCUACCCGUUCUUCGCCUACUCCGCCAAUGCGGGCGACAUCUCCCUCGACUACGCGCUGUUCCGCCCCAACGCCGGCGUGCAGGACGCCGGGAACGGCCUCAAGUACUACAGCCUCCUCGACGCCCAGCUCGACGCCGUGUUCGCGGCGGUGAAUAGGCUCGGGAACUACAAUGGCGUGCGCGUCGUGGUGUCCGAGACGGGGUGGCCGUCCAAGGGCGACGCCAGCGAGGUCGGCGCCUCGCCCGCCAACGCCGCCGCGUACAACGGCAACCUGGCGCGCCGAGUGCUCUCCGGCAACGCCGGCACGCCGCUCCGCCCCAACGCUGACAUGGACGUCUACCUCUUCGCGCUCUUCAACGAGAACCAGAAGCCCGGCCCGACAUCCGAACGGAACUACGGCGUGUUCUACCCGAACCAGCAGAAGGUGUACGACGUCGAGUUCGUGCUCGGCGCCGGCGGCGCGGCGGGCGGCGGCAGCCAGGGCAACGGCGGCCUCGGUUGGCAGGAGAACGGCGGGCCAAGCAGCGGCAGCGGCAGCACCAGCGGCAACCCGCCGAGCGGGGUGAAGGUCACGACUGGGGAGGCGUGGUGCGUGGCGAACGCGGCGGUCGGGGAGCAGCGGCUGCUGGCGGCGCUGAACUACGCCUGCGGCGAGGGCGGUGCGAACUGCAAGGACAUCCAGCCCGGCGCAGCGUGCUUCGAGCCCAACACCAUGGUGGCGCACGCCUCCUACGCCUUCAACGACUACUUCCAGCGCAAGGGCCGGACCAUCGGCACCUGCGACUUCGCCGGCGCCGCAUACGUCGUCAACCAGGCACCAAGUUCAGGGCUUCAGGCCUGCUAGUUGUACUAGCACAAGUGCAAUAAUGACUGCGAAGAGAUGGGGGCCUGUGUGGCUCGUAGCUCGGCGUGAUAUGACCCGUCCUGUGUCCAGUGUUCUUUCCGUCCUGGUUUCCUUCAUGGUGAUGCGUGCCGUGUCUGGAUGUCGCAGACCGCGUUGUGGCUGUCUGGCUGGAUUGCCACUUCCGGUGCCUUUUGCAUCGCCUACUCUGUACCCUACUGCAUUCUUUACUCCACUCAUUACGUAUCCUGAGCGUACGUGUCUCCUUGGACCAGUGGUCGUCUCAGGAGUCUUCAUGCUCACAUGAUGGGAUGGGAGAGCGAUAAUCUGCUGUUAGAUCAGAGAAUGUGCUGUUUUUUAAAGGUUGAUUGUGCUGUAACCUGCGAUCUCACUGGUGAUUUCUCUGCAUUGUUUACAGAGAUGGGCAAGUGCGACCUCCCAUCGACGGUCUGAAGAAACUCGAGCAAGCAGUGGCGAGGAUUCAAGGCCAGCAGCUAUCUCGAGGGCGAAAGUCUAGAGAGAGGAGAGGAUGUUGGAAUCUUUGCGCCCCUUUCAUCCUUUCUUUAUACUGCCGCUGUGCCUCUACUGCAGCUUUGACUCCUGCUGCAGCAAGCAAUGGUGCAGCGUAGUACGCCUUCUUUUUGCAGCCUUGGCUAAUGGGGGAUACCUUUGUUUAGUCUAUAUGUAACUAUGCUACUGUUAUAAGCUGAUUAGUAUAGAUUAAUUAAUUAAUGGCUUAGCCUUUGUUCCCAUGUGACCCA
Setaria italica (foxtail millet) is the source of this 2309-nucleotide messenger RNA. Its product is annotated as glucan endo-1,3-beta-glucosidase 11. Gene Ontology annotation, cellular component: plasma membrane. The transcript is spliced from 3 exons. Bases 94 to 1551 code for a protein of 485 amino acids. The record is from RefSeq and is a predicted model, not a curated record. Lineage: Eukaryota; Viridiplantae; Streptophyta; Magnoliopsida; Poales; Poaceae. Gene Ontology annotation, biological process: carbohydrate metabolic process. Gene Ontology annotation, molecular function: hydrolase activity, hydrolyzing O-glycosyl compounds.